AUGUCAAAAAAUUUGUGGUGGUCAAUUCCUCUUGAAUUACUUUUACUUACAUUUAGUUUUAUUGGUUUAAUUAGCAGUUUAAUAUUUAUAUUAAUUGUAAUAACUCGAUAUGAAUUUCGUCAAAAUCUUACUUUACUUCUUGCUAUGAAUUUAAGUUUUGGAGGAUUAAUAACAUGUGUUUCAAUGAUAUCUCAAGGUAUUCAUAUGAUGAUGAAUUCGCCAGAAGAUCGAUUAUGUCCAUAUCGUAGUUAUUUCUUUACAGUCGGUGGUUUAUAUAUAUUCGAAGCAGCUGCAUUACAAACUUUACAUCGAUUAAUUGUUAUUAUUUUUGUUCAUCGUCGUCAAUGGCAAAAUCGUUGUUUAUUUUUCUUUUUAGCUCUAAUACAAUUAAUACUUUGUUUAUUAGGUCUAUUACCAUUAUUAUUAACGAAUCGAUUUCCAUAUUAUCCUAGUGCAAAUGCAUGUUAUAUCGCUUUAAAUGAUAUUUUUGGAGUUUUAUAUCCAGCAGUUAGUUUUUAUUUUACUCCAUUAAUAUUUCAAUCUAUUUGUUCUUAUUGGAUUUUACGAUAUGUUUCUCGAAAAUAUCAAGCGAGACGAAAACAUGAUAAGAUUAAAAAACGUAUUUAUAAAGAAAAACGAGUUUUAGCUCGUUUAUCGUUACCAGUAUUUCUAUUACUUAGUGUUGGACUUAUUUUUUUUGUAUUCUUUUUUGCUACAAUAUUAUCAAAUGAUCAAUGGCAAGCUCCAUCUUAUGCCCUUCAUCUUAGUUUUAUGGGUAGUUCAGCUGCAACUGGAUCGUCUAUGUUGGCUAAUCUUAUAUUAACUAAACCAGUAAAGAAAAUUCUUUUAUCUUUUUUACCAAAACAUCCGAGAUAA
Molecule: messenger RNA, 876 nt
Organism: Adineta steineri
Lineage: Eukaryota; Metazoa; Rotifera; Eurotatoria; Adinetida; Adinetidae
Source: the annotation of a GenBank genome assembly